AUACUAUUAUUUCCAAAUCCAAGGUGGCUGCGCCCUUUAAUAGAAAAUGUGAUGAAACCUUCAGAAACCGUAUCAUCCAAAGUAAAUUAAGAUUAAACUUCAGGAAGAAUUAUGAUGAUUUGUAGGAGAUUAUCUUACUCGAUAAAUCGCGCGCUCUUUCAAAACAUUAGACGGAGGACAUCGUCAUCUUUCAGUCGGCCAAAUCACCAAUGGGUAAAACCGAAAGUAGUCCUGGGUAUCGAAACAAGCUGUGAUGACACAGGUGCAGCAGUCGUUGACACGGAUGGCCAAAUCCUUGGAGAGGCUUUGUAUUCCCAAACUAAAAUACACAUAGAUUAUGGGGGAAUUAAUCCUCGUACAGCCCAGUCCCUACAUAGAGAGCAGAUAGAAAAUGUGGUGAAUACGGCCUUAAAAAGAUCAGGAAAAUCAUUGCAGGAAUUGGAUGCAGUAGCCGUCACUGUAGAACCAGGUUUGUCCAUCUGUCUGGGGGUCGGAGUGGGUUAUGCCAAGGAACUAGUGGCACAGAGUGGGUUACCAAUGAUCCCCAUACAUCACAUGCAGGCUCACGCUUUAACUGCUAGAAUGUUAGAAAAAAUUGAGUUUCCUUUCCUGGUAUUACUGAUAAGUGGUGGACACAGCAUUCUCACUGUAGCACAAGAUGUCAGCCAGUUUCUCUUGAUUGGGAAUGGCCUUGACACAUCGCCGGGUGAUUGUCUGGAAAAGGUUGCUAGGAAACUGAAUUUAAAGUCUCUCCUGCAAUGUGAGAAUCUGAAUGGGGGUGCUGCAGUAGAGCUCCUGGCAAGGGGAGGCGACCCCAGUAAGGUUCCCUUUUCUGUUGCCUUGCUUAAACAACCCAGCUGUAAUUUCUCCUUUUCUGGACUCCGAACUCAAGCAGAGUAUAUGAUUGAAGAUCAGCAAAAACUGGAAGGAAUCUCAGAGGAUGGAGUGAUCAGUGGUCUGUCAGAUUUCUGUGCUUCCUUGCAGUACUGUAUUGCCUUCCAAAUCUGUCGCAGACUUCAAAGGGCCUUUGCCUAUUGCCAAAUGAAAGAUUUAUUGCCAAGUAAUCCCACAUUGGUAGUAUCAGGGGGUGUGGCCAGUAACCAGUACAUAAGACAGUGUCUACAGCAGGUGUGUGGGGAAAAUUCUGCCAGACUAAUCUGUCCCCCUCCUAAACUCUGUACAGACAAUGGCAUCAUGAUCGCAUGGAAUGGGGUUGAGAAACUCAAAGUUGGACAAGGGAUUUCAAAAGAUCCACAGUCUGAGCCAUACAGAGCUAGGAGCCUGAUAGGAGAAGACAUAACAGAUGACGUGACGAGACUUGGACUGAAAAUUCCUCCCCUCAAACUGAAGAUUCAGCCAUAACUUUGUAGAACUAGUCGUCUUGUUUUCUUAUUGGUUAGGAAGAAAAUGUGUGAAUCCAGGCUUCAGUUAAACUUUUCUUCCCAACAUGAAGUUACAUCCGAUCAAGGAUGAAGGACCCUCUGAAAUUUACAUAAACAUGUCAGGAAAAAAAAAAAAAAAAUGAAAAUAAUGUUCUCUUCUUUUAAAAAAAAAAUGCCAGAUUUUGCUUUUAGGGUGCAUUACAAUGCCAGAAAACAUUCAGUUACUGUGAUUACUGUGUCAUUUGUAUAA
This is a messenger RNA of Saccostrea cuccullata (small rock oyster), 1632 nucleotides long. RefSeq names its product tRNA N6-adenosine threonylcarbamoyltransferase, mitochondrial-like. Bases 112 to 1362 code for a protein of 416 amino acids. Gene Ontology annotation, biological process: tRNA threonylcarbamoyladenosine modification. The record is from RefSeq and is a predicted model, not a curated record. Gene Ontology annotation, cellular component: mitochondrion. NCBI's taxonomy places the organism in Eukaryota, Metazoa, Mollusca, Bivalvia, Ostreida, Ostreidae. The transcript has 10 exons.